AAUUUGCAGUUUGCAGUCGUCCGUCCGUCUCCACUUCCACGACGAGCCACGAGCUAUUGUAUUAUCCGAUCAUUCGGAGAACAGAUUUUCGUUUUUGUGUCCGCGGCGUUUGACCGAUAGCAGCGCAAGUUCAGAAGCCAGCGGAUUGAGAGACCCAUUUUGGCUUCCGGUGAAAAGUUAUUCCAGCAGUUUGUGAAGAGGAAAAAGUUUCAAAGAUGGACGAGGAUUGGGAUAAUGAGGUGAGCGACGGAGGAGCUGCCGUCGGUCGGCAAACAAGUGCUAAACGAGGAUUCGGCACUAAUGGUGUCGCAAAUAGCAAGGAACGAACCUCAUUUGAGAUAUUUACGCGAAACGUUUCGAAGAUCAUCGGAUCAGGAGGUUCGACUAUUAAGAGGAUCCGCUCGGAGUCUAGGGCGCAGGUUGAGAUUGAUGAUUCCAUUCCCGGUAACGGUCGUUCCACGGUUCAUAUCGAAGGAUACUCGGGUGAUGUAACCCGCGCCCGCGAUGCUAUUUUCAGCGUCCUGAAUAGUUCCAGAGGAGGAGACAGAAGCGAAAGAGGAGGAGGAGGGGCAGGAGACAGAGGCGAAAGGGGUGGUGGUCGCGGUGGCAGUUGGGGUGGUGGUGCACCGUUUAACAAUCGUUCCAACAAUUUCGGCGAGCGUGGUGCUGGUGGUGGCGGCGGCAGAGGCGGCGGUCGCUUUGAACGCGAUAAUCGUGACCGUGGAGGCCGUGAUUUCUACAAUUCCGGUUCCAGCUAUGGUGGAGGAAGCUUCGGCGGUGGCGGCGGUGGAGGAAGCUUCGGCGGUGGUGGCGGUGGCGGAAGCUUCGGCGGUGGGGGCGGUGGCAGUAGUAGUGGUAGUACCUUCACGAAUAACCAUGACCAACGUAGCAAAAGCCCCGAGUUGAUCGACUGGGAUGCACUGAACAAACAAUGUGACGAAGCUAAAACCCAGAAAUGGGCUAAGUGUCCGCAGCUGAUCAAAAACUUCUACAACGAGCUGCCAGAAGUAACCAAUAUGACCCCGGACGAAGUGAACGCCUUCCGAGAGGAAAAUAAUAACAUCGUCGUCGAUCGGACGUUCAAAGAUGCGGAUAAGGUGACGGUUCCCAUCCCGAAUCCAAUCACAUCAUUUAAACAAGCUUUCCACAAUUACCCAGAGCUGUUGGAGGAAAUUAAGAAGCAGGGCUUUGUUAAACCGUCACCGAUCCAAGCACAAGCUUGGCCAGUCCUGCUCAAGGGUGAAGAUUUGAUCGGCAUUGCCCAAACUGGAACCGGGAAGACAUUGGCUUUCCUAUUUCCAGCGUUCAUCCACAUCGAAGGACAACCCGUUCCGCGUGGGCAGCGUGGUGGGCCGAAUGUGCUUGUAAUGGCACCGACACGUGAACUGGCCCUACAGAUUGAGAAGGAGGUGUUCAAGUAUCAGUUCCGCGGUAUCAAAGCAAUUUGCUUGUAUGGCGGUGGCGAUCGUCGAACGCAGAUCAAUAAGGUUUCAGCCGGAGUGGAUGUCAUCAUCGCUACACCCGGUCGGUUGAAUGAUCUGGUCAGCGCCAAUGUCAUUGAUAUUACUAGUAUUACCUACCUGGUACUGGACGAGGCGGACCGUAUGUUGGACAUGGGUUUCGAACCGCAAAUUCGGAAGCUUCUACUGGACAUCCGUCCUGACCGGCAGACCAUCAUGACGAGUGCAACGUGGCCACCGGGCGUACGUCGGCUUGCCCAAAGCUACAUGAACAAUCCGGUCCAGGUGUAUGUGGGCACGCUGGAUCUCGCCGCCACGCACACGGUUACGCAGCAGAUCGAGGUGAUCGACGAGGACGACAAGUACAUGCGGGUAAUGAACUUCGUCAAGAACAUGGGUCCAAAUGACAAAGCCAUCAUCUUCUGCGGCAGGAAAACUCGGGCGGAUGAUUUGUCGAGCGAGUUUGUCCUAUCGGGAAUUAACUGUACGAGUCUUCAUGGUGAUCGGGAACAAGCGGAUCGCGAACAGGCAUUGGAAGAUAUCAAAAGUGGUGACGUGCGCAUACUUAUCGCCACCGAUGUGGCCUCUCGUGGACUCGAUAUUGAGGACAUCACGCACGUCGUGAACUAUGAUUUUCCCCGCAAUAUUGAAGAAUACGUGCACCGAGUGGGUCGAACUGGCCGUGCUGGGCGGAGUGGAAUUUCGUUGAGCUUCUUCACUCGGACCGACUGGGCAGUGGCAUCGGAGCUUAUCAAGAUCUUGGAGGAGGCUGAUCAGGAUGUGCCGGAUGAUAUUCGGAAGAUGGCUGAAAGGUUUACGGCCAAGAAAGAUCGCGACGGACGAGAGAAGAGUGCCUUUGGUCGACGGGAUGGUGGACGCGGUGGUGGAGGCCGGGGCGGGGGUGGUAGAUGGUAAAAUUAAUGCUGCUCUCCGCUGCAGCAAUCUAGACGGUAACAAAUUGUUGCUGUAUGUGGUAAUUUCGGCGGUGUAUAUUUUGUUCGGCGUUUCGAGUCGAAUAUGUUUACCUGGCAAAACUAGGACUUUUGUUUGUUCAUAAUACCCAUUGAUUUUGUUUUUAAUUUGAUGCACUUCAUUUCAUUUUUAUUAUUUAUGAUCAACAUUUCGAUUGAUCGUAUCGAUUCCGUGAGAAAACGAAAAAGGGUAGGUCGAGGCAUACAGAAGUCGUCGAAUAUACAUAAGCUGCAGUGAAUUUUCUCAUAAGACUGUCCCAUCAACAUGGGAAAUUGAAUUGAUCAUUGGUUGAACCAAAAAUCUAAAUUUGCACAACCACGCUCUGGAUAAACUUUCCGUUCGAAUCUUUGCAAUCAACUGAUGCAUUCGAAGUAACCAUUGUUUAUAUACUAAUAAAAGCUAUAUCGAAUGUUA
Ochlerotatus camptorhynchus is the source of this 2846-nucleotide messenger RNA. Its product is annotated as probable ATP-dependent RNA helicase DDX43. The transcript is spliced from 4 exons. Gene Ontology annotation, molecular function: RNA helicase activity; RNA binding; ATP binding. The record is from RefSeq and is a predicted model, not a curated record. NCBI's taxonomy places the organism in Eukaryota, Metazoa, Arthropoda, Insecta, Diptera, Culicidae. Bases 216 to 2375 code for a protein of 719 amino acids.